Glossina fuscipes is the source of this 1356-nucleotide messenger RNA. RefSeq names its product FMRFamide neuropeptides (gene FMRFa). Lineage: Eukaryota; Metazoa; Arthropoda; Insecta; Diptera; Glossinidae. The transcript is spliced from 2 exons. Gene Ontology annotation, biological process: neuropeptide signaling pathway. The record is from RefSeq and is a predicted model, not a curated record. Bases 95 to 1288 code for a protein of 397 amino acids.
AAUUUUGGAUUAAAAAAAUCUAGUCGUUCCACCUCUGCAACAAGCUUGUUUUUCAGUAUCUUCUACUAUUGCCCGCAACGGAUAAACGGAUAAAAUGUUACCUCUAAUUGUUUACUUGUUGGCUUUACAACAUUUGCAUACGUCAGCGCUGAGCAAAAUAUUGCUAUCAUCUGAUUAUAGUUUAAACAAUUUAAAUGAAGAUUUCGAUAAAUCUAUGCGCAGCAAUGAUCAUGCGGUGACACCUACCACCUACGAGCCUUUACUCCAAGAUAUUAUCGAAAAUGUACCUUUUGUGCAGAGCUAUCCGGAUGAGACUGCCUUACAAUUUCCAGAACAGAUAUCAUCGGUAAAUAUUGAUUACGGGAAGAAUAUUAUCGUUUUAAAGUUCAGUAAGAAACCGAGAAAAUUAUCAUUAAAUAAAGAAGAACAAGAGAAACGUAAAUCAUUUCAUGAGAAUUUUAUGCGCUUUGGUAAGAGAGCUUACGAAUAUCUCCCUACUAUGAAUGAUUUUAUUGGUCAUUAUUAUGAAGAGUUGCCGGGAGAGCGUUACGAUCGGGCUCGUGAAACUGUACGAGAUUUGCGCGGUGAUAAUUUUAUGCGUUUCGGUCGGAAUGAUAAUCAAUGCGGCAAAGCCGAUUGCCGCGUUACUGAGGAUUUUAUGCGUUUCGGUCGCAGCAAUGGUGGCAGUGUAGAUUUUAUGCGUUUGGGCCGCCGAAGUGGGGAAGAUUUUAUGAGAUUUGGCCGCAAUUCGGGUAAUCAAGAUUUCAUGAGAUUUGGUCGAAAUUCGGGUAAUCAAGAUUUCAUGAGAUUUGGCCGUAAUCCUGGAAAUCAAAAUUUCAUGAGAUUUGGUCGCUCAUCUCCCGAUCAACAUUUUAUACGAUCGAGCCGUAAUAGUGAUUUUAUGAGAUUUGGUCGCAGCUCCUCUAGUCCGGACUUUAUGAGAUUUGGUCGCAAUGCUUUCGAUUUGAAAAUGAAAGAAGGAAAACGUUCUGACAAUUUUAUGCGUUUUGGACGUGCAUCGAAUGAGAAUUUUGUGCGUUUUGGUAAGCGGAAAACCGAAACUAAGGAACAACUUAUCUCUGCUCCAUCUGACUUGAAUAAAAAAGCAUCGAAUGACACCGUCAUUGAAACAAAUUCCGAGGAUAAAACUCUAAAAACGAAUUUUGAUAACAAUCAGGAACUACUUAACGAUAAUGAGAACUUAAUGAAUUUCGAAUUAAAUAACAAUAUUCUGGCCGAUGAUAAGGAUACAUUAAACGCGGACUACGUUUUAAAAGUUUCCGAAUAAAUUAUUUUUUAAAAUUAUGUAAAUAAAUGAAUGUAAACUUUUAUUAGUAUUCAAGUAUGCAGAAUUGG